Zootoca vivipara (common lizard) is the source of this 4350-nucleotide messenger RNA. The record is from RefSeq and is a predicted model, not a curated record. NCBI's taxonomy places the organism in Eukaryota, Metazoa, Chordata, Lepidosauria, Squamata, Lacertidae.
GCGGCCAUCUUGAUCGCUGAGGAGAGCGCUUUUGAGGAGGCGGCGGCGGCACCGGCAGCGGCGGAGGAGGCGUCCUGGGUCGCUAAGGCCGGACCGGGUUCGCGCCCGCCCCCCACGCCGGGCCAAGGAGGAAGGUCGGGGCGCAGCGGGCAAAAGGGCCUCCGCGGUGCUUUCCGUCCCGUUUCCGUGCUCCGGGCCGAAGGGAGACGCGUAGCACCUUAUUGCCAGCACCAUGUUGCGACUCCCUGCUGUCCACAAGGCCUUAGCUGGUGUCACUCAUACUAAAGGAUGUGUGCGUGCAACAGCUACAGCAGCCAGCAACCUGAUAGAGGUUUUUGUUGAUGGGAAUUCUGUAUUGGUACCUCCAGGAACCACAGUACUUCAGGCCUGUGAAAAAGUUGGAAUGCAGAUCCCUCGAUUUUGCUAUCAUGACAGAUUGUCAGUGGCUGGAAAUUGUAGGAUGUGUCUCGUGGAGAUAGAGAAAGCUCCCAAGCCAGUAGCUGCUUGUGCAAUGCCAGUAAUGAAGGGAUGGAACAUUCUGACAAAUUCUGAGAAGUCUAGGAAAGCAAGAGAAGGCGUAAUGGAGUUCUUGUUGGCAAACCAUCCACUGGACUGCCCCAUCUGUGAUCAGGGAGGGGAAUGUGACCUUCAGGACCAGUCUAUGAUGUUUGGCAGUGAUAGGAGCAGAUUCCUAGAAGGCAAACGUGCAGUGGAAGACAAGAACAUCGGCCCACUAGUGAAAACUAUCAUGACCCGGUGCAUACAAUGUACUCGAUGCAUUAGGUUUGCAAGUGAGAUUGCAGGAGUUGAUGAUCUAGGAACCACGGGAAGAGGAAAUGAGAUGCAAGUUGGCACUUACAUUGAGAAAAUGUUCAUGUCAGAGUUAUCCGGCAAUGUGAUUGAUAUCUGCCCAGUAGGUGCCCUUACCUCCAAGCCGUAUGCUUUUACAUCUCGACCCUGGGAGACAAGGAAGACAGAAUCCAUUGAUGUUCUUGAUGCAGUAGGGAGUAACAUUGUGGUUAGCACUCGAACAGGAGAAGUGAUGAGGAUUUUGCCAAGACUACAUGAAGAUAUCAAUGAGGAAUGGAUAUCCGAUAAAACAAGAUUUGCUUAUGAUGGUUUGAAACGUCAGCGUCUUGUUGAGCCAAUGAUAAAGAAUGAAGAAGGGCGGUUCACUUAUGUGUCUUGGGAAGACGCCUUGAGCCGUGUGGCAGGAGUGCUUCAGGGGAGCCAAGGUAAUGAUAUAGCUGCAAUUGCAGGGGGACUUGUGGAUGCGGAAGCACUUGUAUCUCUUAAAGACUUGCUGAAUAGAGUAAACUCUGACAACUUGUGUACUGAAGAGGUCUUCCCUACUGCAGGAGCUGGAACAGACCUGCGAUCUAAUUACUUGCUUAAUACCAAGAUUGCAGGAGUGGAAGAGGCAGAUGUCUUGCUCCUGGUUGGUACCAAUCCACGCUUUGAGGCACCUCUCUUCAACGCCAGAAUCCGAAAGAGCUGGCUACACAAUGAACUUAAAGUGGCUCUUGUGGGCAGCCAAGUUGACUUGACUUACACAUAUGAUCACCUGGGAGAUUCCCCACAGAUACUCCUGGACAUUGCUUCAGAAAAACACCCAUUCAGCAAGGUUCUGAACCAGGCUAAGAAGCCAAUGGUCGUGGUUGGCAGUGCAGCACUUCAGCGUGGUGAUGGGGCAGCCAUUCAUUCAGCCAUUUCCACCAUUGCACAAAAUGCAAGUACAAAAAGUGGAGCUGAUCCCAACUGGAAAGUCAUGAACAUUCUUCAUAGGGUUGCAAGCCAAGUAGCUGCCCUUGACCUAGGCUACAAGCCAGGAGUGGAUGCGAUCCGGAAGAACCCUCCUAAAGUGUUGUACCUUUUAGGGGCUGAUGCAGGCUGUGUUACUCGGCAAGAUUUGCCUCAGAAUUGCUUUGUAAUUUAUCAGGGGCACCAUGGUGACGUAGGCGCUCCUAUGGCUGAUGUUAUUCUUCCAGGAGCAGCUUAUACAGAAAAGGCUGCAACAUACGUGAACACUGAAGGUAGAGCUCAACAAACCAGAGUAGCCGUAACACCACCUGGCAUGGCAAGAGAAGACUGGAGAAUAAUUAGAGCAAUCUCUGAGAUAGCUGGCAUGACCCUCCCAUAUGACACACUUGAUCAAGUGAGGAGCAGAUUAGAAGAAGUAUCUCCUAAUUUAGUCAGAUAUGAUGAUGUGGAGGAAGCAAACUACUUUAGCCAAGCAAAUGAGCUGUCAAAGGCAGUUAAUCAGAAACUUCUUGGUGAUCCUCUUGUUCCACCCCAGCUCACAGCUAAAGACUUCUAUAUGACAGAUCCCAUUAGUAGAGCAUCACAGACAAUGGCUAAAUGUGUUAAAGCCGUUACCGAAGGGGCGAAGGCUGUUGAAGAACCCUCCAUCUGCUAAGGAAAUCCUAGAGUUACCAGUGUCGGAUCAGGCAUUCUUAUGACUUUUUCCCAAAAAUAAUAAUUUUGUGGUGGUCUAUUUAGGUUUCCACUUUCUUCAUGAAUGCCGGUGAGAGUUUAUUUAAAGCCAGCUGUCCAGUGUUCAUUUGCUAAUUAUGUUCAGCACAACUUAAAUGUAUUUAGACAUACAUAUUAUGUAUACUGAUUGUGUACAAACAUGAUGUAAAAUUAAAGCAGUUUUACAUAUGUAAUACUGUUUCUCUGCACUGUGUUUCUCCAGUAAGUUAAAUAUAGACUUCGCUCAAAGUACAGAAGGCAAACUUUGGACAGAGGUAAAAUCUAACACUUGCAAUGUGAAACAAUGUAGCAAGCAUCUUGUUACUUUUUUGCAGAAAUAUUUAGUUAAUGUGACAUUGGAGGGUUUGUACGGUACAACUAAGUCACAAACAGGUUAAAUAUUCCUUUAGAAGUACUCCCCCCCCCUUCCAGUCCUAUUUCAGUUCAAAGGAAAUUUAGACUUUACUGUUUGGGUACGUCUUAAAACUUUGAAAAUAAGGAAAAGGUAUACAGUAUAGGAGUUUUGUUUUACAAUGGCUCAGAGCUGUAUUAUUUAAAAAGUCCAGCAGAACAAGAGAUGGCUUUUGACAGUCCAGCACAAUCUUAAUUCUAUCCUAAUAUACUUCAACUAACAUGGUAGCCUUUACCUAGUAGUUCAGACUUGUUCCAUCUAAGCAAAAAUAAGACUUACACAUUAAAUAGCUUACUCAUAAGACACAAUGGGAAUGUGGCAGCUCUAAUAUCUGCUGUGGGUACUGCAGAAACUUAUUUAAAAUGCAAAAAGCCACUUAUUUUAAAUGGUCAGAUUUAGCCAACUUCAGCUUGCACAGGCAUCUGUAGACUCAUCUAUGUAAUGCUGCUCUCUGGUUUAGCAUUACAUGUGGGCCAGACCAUAGCCUGUCUGAUUUUUGAAUUACUGUUUUGAAUAAGAGAGGCUGGGGUCCAUAAGUGUCCUGCGCAUAGCUGUCAAGUUCUCCCCUUUUUUAAAGGGAAAUUCCCUUAUGUUGAAUAGGUUUCCUCGUGAGAAAAAGCAAAACUUGACAGCUAAUUUUAACACAUGUUCUUGGGAACAUUUUUUUUUGGGGGGGGGUUAGGUGGGAAAUAGUGAUGCAUAAAUCAAUGUCUAGAAUUCCAGUUGUAGUUGUUACUAGAAGUUCUCACUACCCUACCAGCUGGUAGUGGUUCUUAUCUGCACCAAAACAUACACUUAAUUUUAGCACUAUUUGUUGAUCAACCGUCCAGCAUAACAACUGACAUGCCAAAGAACUGUGGUUUAAAGUAGCUUUCUUAUAAAAGUUGCUGUUCUGGUGACUACUUUUUCAAAAAUCCCUAGAAACAACUAGAGGAAGAAACAGCAAGCUCUUAAAUAAUUUGUUUGAAUGCUAAAUAUUAACAUCAUAAUAUUAUGAAAUUAUGUACUACUCGCUGACAAUCUGAAUGUUAUUUAGGAUUAAACGUGCCAGCCCACAGGUUUAAUUAUUUCUUGGACUGGUCCUAAUGUGUCAGUUUAAUUUUUGCAGUUACUAGUACAAGCCCAAUAAACUGCCGAAAUAUAUUACAUAUGAGUAUGGAUAAAUGCCAGCGUAAAAUUUUCCUCCCUGCUGCUUUUGCCCCAUUUUCUCUCACCCAAUGCCAGCACUAUUGCUUGUGGCCACAUGGCAGAAGUACUGUAUUGGAAGGACCCACCCCCCAUAUAUUUUUUUAAAAAUCGUGCUUACAGACCUAUUAAAGCAUGUCUGUCUGUUCCUUUUGUGGGGAAUGUAUGUUGCUUUGUAGGAAUGUAAACCGGAGGGAAUAUGAGGAAAAGGAGAAAUUUCUGUUGCACCAUAAUUUAGGUGUCCAACAUUUUGAUUAGUUAGAUUGCAAAUAUUACAAGUG